This is a messenger RNA of Colletotrichum graminicola M1.001, 1056 nucleotides long. RefSeq lists its product as uncharacterized. Lineage: Eukaryota; Fungi; Ascomycota; Sordariomycetes; Glomerellales; Glomerellaceae. Gene Ontology annotation, cellular component: Golgi apparatus. The transcript has a single exon. The coding region runs from base 1 to 1056 and encodes 351 amino acids. Gene Ontology annotation, biological process: protein secretion; Golgi organization. The record is from RefSeq and is a predicted model, not a curated record.
AUGUGUAUCGUUCUCAUUACCACCGCCCAUCCGGAUUACGCGCUCAUCGUCAUCGACAACCGAGACGAGUUCAUCCUGCGCCCGACAUCCCGCCCGCACUGGUGGUCCCAUCCUUCCGGCACCUCGGUUCUUUCCGCCCGGGACCUGCAAAGAGCGGAGAAGGGAACAUGGCUGGGCAUCACCAAGACAGGCCAGCUCGCCGUUCUCACAAAUUACCGCGAAACCAACCCCGGAGAUGCCAGUCAUCCGGUCCACGCCGUUCGCAGCCGCGGCGGCAUGGUCACGGCCUGGCUGGGGUUCGACCCCGCAGAGCCCGUCGCGAAAUCGGUGGGUCGUCUCGUCAAGGACGGUGGCGUCAAGGGCGUCGGCGGCUUCUCCAUGGUCGCCGGCAAGCUGAAGCGAAAACGCGGCAGCGACUCGAAGCCCGAACGCGCGCUUGAAGGCAUCGCCAUUAUCUCCAACAGGUGCGAUGAGCUGCAAGACGUGCCCUGGAUCGCGGAGCAGCGUGACGAGGUCUAUGGCCUUAGCAACGACGUCUACGAGGGUCGUGAGCCAUGGCCCAAGGUCGUGAACGGAAAGCGCCUCAUGAAGGAAGCCAUCCAGGACGCCGUCGCCCGGGGUCUGGACGAGGAUGCCCUGGCCGAACGACUCUUCGAGGUGCUCGAUACCGACACUUUGCCCAAGCACCCCGACAUGAGCCUGGCAGACUACAUCAAGGAGUUGAAGCAGUCCAUCUUCGUCCCUGCCCUAGGGGACGAGGAACACCGCAAGGCCAUGCAGGAGGCCGUCUCGAGAGGGCCGGGCCAGUGGCCUACCGACGAUCAAAAGGCGGCCGAAAGCCUUCAGUUGGGCGAGCGGCCUGAUCCGACAGCGAAGACCAAUAUAGGAUACGAAGUAGGCUUAUACGGCACGCAAAGACAGACAAUCCUAACUCUCGAUUGGGACGGUAACGUUACGUAUCGCGAGAGGGCCCUAUGGGAUGGGAAUGGAAACCCGAUCGAGCGGGGCCAGGGCGACGAGGUAUUCAAAUUCAAGAUUGAGGGGUGGGAGAGCUGA